Molecule: messenger RNA, 7572 nt
Organism: Eimeria acervulina
Lineage: Eukaryota; Apicomplexa; Conoidasida; Eucoccidiorida; Eimeriidae
Exons: 15
Coding region: 1-7572 (2523 amino acids)
Biological process (GO): RNA processing
Molecular function (GO): protein binding
Source: RefSeq, a predicted model, not a curated record
AUGCUGCCAUUCCCUCUUGGCUUCCUGCAGCAGCAACAGUGUGCUCCCGCUGCACCUGUCGACUGGGAGGCAGCAGCGAAGCAGUACUCUGCCUGCCGCGCCCCACACUCGCAGCCACAGUCGCAGCCCGAGCAGCAGCAGCAACAGCAACAGCAGACAGAAGAUUAUGGGGGGAAGAGGAAAAGAGCGACGAAGGGAUUUAAAGAAGUGCCCAAUGAAACAGCCGAGACGGACGAGGUAGCUCCACCUGAUACACCUGAAGGAGACUACCAGACAUUCGGGUAUCGGUGCGGAGACGAGGGAACGCCAGGAGACAACAUUGGUUAUCUAUUAAAGAGAGCAGAUCAAGCCCCCUAUUCAUAUGAGACCUUGCAUGACCUCGUGUUGUAUUACUCAUCACUGGGUCCUGCCGCAGCUGCCUGUACACCCCAAAUGCGGCGGCGCGUCUUGCUCUUACCUGCCGUAAAAGAAAACACUGCGCUCCUAAACUACGCCAUGUCCCCUUCCUUGCUAGCUGUCUGUACACCUCAGGGCCCGGAGAGGCUAGAGGACUACGAAAGUGCCUUAGAGCGGCUCUUAGAAGAAUUUCCUCUUCUUUUUGGGUACUGGAAGAAGCUGGCGAGGCUUCAGUGCCACUUAAAAGGAGACUGGACCAAGUGCGAUGAGGUGUUUGAGCGCUGUUUAGAGUUUGUGGGGCACAACCCGCUGGUGUGGACGGCGUAUUUGGAGUGGGCUGGGGCCCACUGGAAGGCCUGGCCUUUGUGGCAGGGUAUUUUGGAUUGGGAGGAGGGGGAGUUGUUUGCAGCGCGAGAGAAAGUUAAUGCAGCAGAGUUGGGUGGCGGGCUCCUGGAGGCGAAGGAGGAGGAGGAGGAGACAGACAGCGCAUGCAGCAGCAACCCCCAACCUGCUGUCUCUAAUAGCCUGAUUGAGACAAACCGAUUGCAAAUGCAGACGGCGCUGCAACGACUUCGGCAGCUGUACUGGCACCUGCUGCGUACUCCACUGGAGUGUUCGGAUUUGGUGUGGGAGCGGCUGAAGGCACUUGUAGAUCGCGGCAGCAGCAGCAGCAUCAGAAGCAGGAGGGGCCCCCGCCCUGGCGUGCAGGCAGAUGCAGAGGGGCCCCCUAAGGGGGCCUCUACUCUCUUUGACGUCUAUGAUCUCCUCGCGGAUGAGUUGCUGCCGGAGCUGCUGCAGCGGCUGCAGCAGCAAAAGUCUUCUACCCUGCAGGAUCUGCAACUCCCAACUGAAGCAGCAACACAGCAGCAGCAAACGGCACCCGAUGAUCCUGCUGCAGCAAGAACAGCAAUUAAAGAAAGAGUCUCCACGUUGGCUUCCCUAAACGCAGUGGAGAGAGAAUGCUGGCAGUUGCUGAGGGAGACGCUGGACGCCACAUUGGAGCAAGUGGCUCUAAGGCAGCCAUUUGAAAAAGCGGCACACCGAUGGUUUUGGCAUCCUGACCCCCUCGCUCCUCGCCGGUUGCAGGCCUGGAGGGAUUACUUAGACUUUGAAGAGAAGAAUGCGCCCGAGCGCUUGCCUCUGCUGCAGCGGCGCUGCCUGGAGGUCUGUGCCUCUUACCCUGAGUUAUGGCUGCGGUGCGCUCUCCAAAAGAAAAAAAGCAGCGAAGAGGAGGCCCUGCAGCUGCUGCACUUCGCAGCGACAAAAGUCUUGAAGCGCCGUAGGGACAUGGCGUGCAUCUACGCCUCCCAACUCGAGGCCUGCGGCCGCCUGAAGGAAGCAGCAAAAGAAUUCGAAGCGUUAGUUAGGCCUCCGUUGGACUCGGCUUCCCUAAAGUAUUUCGUCGCGCUGCUGCAAUUCUCGCUGCGGCAUCCGCCAGAGACAGCAGCAGACCCCCUCAGCCACGCGCUGCUGCUGCUGGAGGAAGCAGCAGAUAAAUACAGAGAUGACGGCCCCUGCGCUGAGGUCCUGCACAUCUACAGGGCCAAGCUCGUCGCUUUGCAUGCAGGGGACACAAAAAAAGCACUUUCUAUCCUCGCUAGAGCCAGGGAAUCACUCCCACGGAGCCUUCCGUUGCUGCUGCUGCAGCUGCGGCUGCUGCAGCAACAAAACGCUGGAGAUCCUGAGAAGAUUCUGGCUGCAUGCAAACCCAUCUUAAACGACGUCCUCUCCAACCCAGACGAAGCAGCAACUGCUUUCCUAGAAAAGCAUCGGCAGGAUAUUGCAUCUCUCGCUGCUGCAGCAGAGUUGCGGAGGCUGCCGCAGAAGCUGCUGCUGCCAUAUGGAGACAAGGAAGAAGAAGGUGCUGCAGCAGCAGCAGCACCGGCAGCAAGUUGGUGCAACGACGACCCGCAGGCAAGCGCAGAGGUUAGUCUCGCUACUACAGAAAAACUGUUGUCUCGUGUUGCUGCUGCUGCUGCUGCUGCUCCUGCAGCUCAAGCAGCAGCAGAUUCCCUUCAGCCGCAACUGAUGGAGUGGCCCUUACACCCCACAGCAGCAGAAAGCAGCGGUGCUAGCAGCACAAACUGCUGCAGUAGGAGCUGGAGCUGCCGCAGCAGGUGUCUUGGCGGCAGCAACCGCAGCAGCAGCAACAGCAGCAGCAGCAACAGCAGCAGCACCACAGAUUCUAAGCUGACCCCUUCAACUAUGCUACAAGCAGGAGGCGGCUUGCUCCAGUGUAUGUACGGCUCAAGUCCUUGCUGCAUGCAGUCGCUAGCUGCAAACAAUGCUGCUGCUGCUGCUGCUGCAUGCGUACCAUGCAAACCGUCCCUCUCGCCGUUGCCCAAACGCGAGGCCCUGGAAGCAGCGGCAGCAGCAGCAGCAGCAGCUGUGGAGUCUCCAGUGUGGCCUUGGCUUGGUGCUGCAGCAAUACCGGAAGCCUCUGCCUCACCUCAGGCCCUACCAUCAUCAUCAGCAGCAUCAGCAGCAGCAGCAGCAGAGCCAUGGCAUGCAGCUUCUCCAGCAACAAUGACCCUCACAGCCUUCAAUACUCCCGUUGCUUUUGCUGCUCUCUGUAGCAACAUUGCUGCCUGGUGCAGCACGGGGCCCCCACUGUCCCCUCACCCUCUCUUCCUGCCCCUAGCGGACGAGCUGCAGCAGCUGCAGCAACAGCAGCAACUGCAGCAGCAGCAACUACAACAGGCGACCUGCCCUUCCGCUGCUGCUGGUCAAGCAGGUGCACCUCCAUCGGAACUACAGCAGCAGCAACAGCAGCAGCAACAGCAGCAACAGCAGCAGCCACAGUCUUUCCUGCACACCCUCGGGGAGUUGCAUCAGACGUUGCUGCAGCAGCAGCAACAGCAGGACAACGCGCUGCCUCAAGAGCAACUACAGCAGCAAGUGCAGCAGCAAGUGCAGCAGCAGGAGCAGCAGCAACAGCAGGGGUUCGAAUCAACAACGAAACACGAAUCCGAGUUGUUGGAAGUCUUGCAGGAAGUGCUGCAGCAGCAAGAAAUGCAGCAGCGACCCGUGUUGCAGCAGCAAACUGAGAAGCAGCUUCUGUUGCAGCAGGAGGCCCUAGGAUGUGGGGCGCAGCAGCUUGCAAAGGAGCAGCAGCAGGGGCAGCAACAGCAGCUGCAGAUUGAGCCUGGUGACGAGCCAUCCCACAGCCUGCCUUUUCAAUUUACCUUGGGUAUGGCUGCUGCAGAGGGUUCAGACGCAGCAGCAGCAGCAGCAGCAGAAGCUGCUGCUGCAGCUUUGCCCCCUGCAGCUUUGAAUGCGUCUGGGCUCCAUCAUCAAUCUCCUUCCAGCAGCAGCAGCAGCAGCAGGAGCAGCUCUGGCUGCACGCCGCAGGCGGGCCUGCGGAGCGCUAGGAGUAACAGCAGCCUCAAUGCAGUCCAGUCGAGCAGCAGCGGCUGCAGCAGCAACAGCAACAGCAGCAACAGCAGCAACAACAGCAACAGAAGCUCUAAGCGUCCCAGUGCUUUUUCUCCAACAGAGAUAAGUGUCUCUUCUCACCAGCUGUCUCCUGUUGUGUGUCUCGCCCCUCCAUAUCUUGAAGUGAAAGACACAGAAACUGCAGCAGAAGAUGGAGCAGGAGCUGCUGCUACGGAAUUUGCUGCAGCAGAAGGUGCAGCAGCAGCAGAUCCUGCGGUGAAAGACGGUGCAGCAGGUGCACCGGAACAACGACAAACUGCAACUGAGGCAGGAGCAACAGCAAUGACCCAACAGCAGCAGCAGCAACAGCAGCAGCAGCAGCAGCAGCAGCCUGUGGGGCAGGGAGUGACAGAACGAGGAGCUCCUCUUUCCCUGUCUGUGAGCAGCAGCGGGACGGCAUCGACUGCAGCUUCAAGUACAGCAGCAGAAGCAGCAACAGCAGAAGCGGCGGAAGAAUCUGGACAGGCAGCAGCAGCAGCAACUUUCCCUCGUUUUCUGUCUCUGUGGCAGCUUGUGGGGCGGCAUAUUGCUGAAGCUGGCAAAGGGCUCUCUUUUAUGCAUUGUUUCUCUUUGCAUAACUUGAGGCUUGCUCUAGAAAGCGGAGACAUCGCUCCUGCUGCUGUUCCCCUGGGCGGGCUCUCCCUCAGCGAUGUUGCUGCUGCUCUCUGCAAAGACGCAGCAGCAACAGCAGCAGCUGCAACAGCAGCAACAGGCGCAGCAGCAGGUGGAAAAACCGGGUAUGCACUUGUUUCUGGUGCUGGAGGGGCGGGAAAAGUCUCAACAGCAGCAGCAACAACAGCAGCAGGAGCAACAGCAGCAGCAGGAGCAGGAACAGCAGGAAGGAGCCUCUGUCUGUCUUCUUUCUUGCCUGGACUUGAAGCACUGCAGCAAGAUUGGCUGAAGUUUGCUGCUGCUCGCAGUUUCGUCUUCUCCCUUUGCAAGUUACUGCACAUACACCCCGAAGUAGCAUUUACAGCAGUGAGAUAUAUGGGCUGGCUGCUGCUGGAGUGGGAAGCGUGGCAGCCCCCUGCAGAUCUGCUCUUCCCUGCUGCUCCUGCUGCUGCUCCUCGACCUCCUCGAGACUCCGCUGCAGCAGCAACAACACAAACACAGGAAGCAGCAGCAACACCGCAGCAGCAGCAGCAAAGCGAAGCAAAAGCAGCAGCAGAUAGGGCACGAGUCUCUCGCGUAUUGUGGGGAGUUUCGCCUCCGCAGCACUUUGCUGCAGCAACUGCUGCUGCUGCUGGAAGCAGCAGCAGGAACAACACCAGCAGCUGGAACAACAGCAGUGGGAUGAGCGGGAGCAACAGGAGCGGCGGCAAAGGACGCGGCAAAGGGGGAGCCCCGUGCAGCAGCAACAGCAGCAACAGCAACAACAGCAGCAGGGCGAACAUCCACCCGUUGCCCGUGCUGCUGCGGCUCGGGUGUCUCUGCACCUCUCUUGCCCUCAGACAAAAUGAUGUUACUCCCUGUUUUGAUGCGAGACAGCUGACAGCCUAUGCAACAACCGAAUACAUGCAGCAGCAAAAUGCAGACAAACAGGCUGCUGCUGCUUCUGCUGCUGCUGCUGCAGUAGUUGCUGCGCACGCAGCAGCCACGCGGCAAGGGAAGCACAGGACGCAACAGAGGCGCCAACAGCAGCGACACCACCAGCAACAGCAACAGCAGCAACAGCUGCAACAGCAGCAGCAUCUGCAGCAUCAGCACCUACAUCAGCAGCAGCAGCAGCUGACAACAAUUGCACGGCUCCCGCUGCUGCAGCAUGCAUGCGACGGUCAGCGGUGUCCCUCGGUGUGCCAAGAACUGAACCUGCUGGAGCAGCAGCUGCAGCAGCAGCAGCAGCAACGCCAGCACGUACCGCAGCAGCAGCAGCAGCAGCAGCAGCUUUUGCUGCAGCAGGAAGAGGAAAAGCCCUCCACGUGGCUGCCCUUUCCCCUCACUGGGUGGCUUGAGUUGCACGCCUGGGCCUGCAUCACCAACUUCAGACCAAGGCCUCAACCAGCAGCAGCAGCAGCAGCAGCAGCAUGGGAGAAUGGAGAAGCAACAGCAACUGCUGCUGCUGCUACUGUGGGCGGUGGAGAUAUUGCCUCUCAAGCCAGCAGCAACAACUUGCUGCUGUGGCUGAUCGAGGCCCUCAAACUUCGCAGCAGCAACUACGGAGCGAAGUGGCUGCUGCGGCUGCCUGGGUCAUGCAGCAGGUGCUGCUGCAGCGGCAGCUGCAGCAGCAACAGGAACACCACAAGUAGCAGCAACAGCAGUAGCAGCAGGGACACCAGCAACUCCUCCUCCCCUCCAGACGAGACUUCGCCAGGCACGAAAGAGGAUGAACAGCAGCAGCAGCAGCGGCAGCAGCAACAACAAACAGCAACAGCAACAACAGCAGCAGCAGGACAAUGCUGCGUGCCGCUACUCCUCCCGCCUUUGCUGCCAACAGCAGCACAGACCGACCUGAAGGGUGGCAGCCACCUGCCGCAUUUGCUGCUGCAGCUGCUUGUCUCCUCUCCUCAUCCUGCCUCUGUGUUCUUGUCUCCUGCUGUUCAUGCAAUAGGCGUGCUGCUGCUGCUGCUGCAGAGCUACCCCAGCAGCAGCAGCAGCAAGGUGCAGCAGCUACUGCGAGCAGUUGUUGGGGAAGCUCUGCUGCAGAAAGCCGUUGCUGCACUGCAGACCGUUGCUGCUGCCAUCGCUCUUGCUGUUGCUCCCAGCAAAUCCAGCUGCAGCAAAUGCGGCUGCUGCUGCCCUCUGCCUCUCCCUGUACAGCACACGCUGCUGCAGCUGUUGCUGAGGGAGACCCGCUUGACGUUACCUUCGCGUGUGUAUACGGCUCGGCGUGCUGCAGCAGCAGCACCUGAUGCUGUUGCUGAUGAUAUGCUUGCUGCUGCCGCCUGCGGGCAAGAAGACAGCAGCAGCAGCGGCAAAAGGAAGAGAAAGGCUUCCUCCAGCAGCAGCAAUCUAAGCCCUUCUUGCUGCUGCUUCAGCUCGCCUCCUGGUGGAGCCUCAGCGGACACUCCUGCGUGGAAUGUUGCUGGCACUGCUGCUGCUGCUGCUGCUGCUGCACCAUCAGCCGAAAAACUCACGCAGCAGCAAACAGGUAGCAGCAGCAAGCGACCAGCGCCACAAAUCCUCAUUACUGCUGAAGACAGUCCUUACCCGAGAAGCUUUUAUGAGCAACACGAAACGAAAUGCUGCAGCAGCAGCACGCCUACCGCAGGAGCAGCAGCAGCAGCAGCACGACGGCCGCAAUACAACUCCAGCCCCUUUUCCCCUUUGGCGAAUUGGAGUGUCAAUGCAGCUCUCAACAGCAAAGAAGCAGCGAACCGAUUGGUUACUCAGUCUCCCUGCUGCUGCUCGCUGCAGGCAACCAGCAGCAGCAGCAGCAGCAGCAGCAGCAGCAGCAGCAGCAGCAGAAACAGCAGCAACAGCAGCAGCAACAACUGCAACAAUGAAGGGGGGCAGCAGCCAGCACAGACAGGGGCGUGGCAGCAACAAGCCUAUCAGCAGCAGCUGCAGCAGCAAUACGCAGCUUUGGGCUACGACUGCUCGCAGCUGUACGGCUGCUACAACGGGGCAAUGCAGCAGCAGCAGCAGCAGCAGAUGAUGAUGAUGGCAGCAGCUUACGGGCAGCAGCAGCCCCGGAUGGACAGCACAAGCAGCCUUGGGGGCUGGACAACGAGCAGUGCAGCAGCAGCAGCAGCAUCAACAGCAGCAUCCGCAGCCUCCUGCCUGUCUGGCAGCGCCUUAUAA